Messenger RNA from Chaetomium fimeti, 1479 nucleotides. Its product is annotated as IMP-specific 5-nucleotidase. Gene Ontology annotation, biological process: nicotinamide riboside biosynthetic process; inosine salvage; nucleotide metabolic process. Gene Ontology annotation, molecular function: magnesium ion binding. Bases 91 to 1401 code for a protein of 436 amino acids. The transcript has 5 exons. The record is from RefSeq and is a predicted model, not a curated record. Lineage: Eukaryota; Fungi; Ascomycota; Sordariomycetes; Sordariales; Chaetomiaceae.
UUUACUCCCUUGCUUCCCCGCCUUGACUCUUGAGUUCUUCCCCCAAUCUCAUCCCAAUCUCAUCCCAGCCUACACACUACAGUCGACACCAUGACCACCCGUUAUCGCGUUGAAUAUGCCCUUAAAACCCACCGGCGAGAUCAAUUCAUAGAAUGGGUCAAGGGGCUGCUGGCCGUGCCCUUCGUGCUCUACUCUCAACCCCAUGGCCCCAUCGACAGGCAAAGCAUGAACGAUCUUGCUCAGACACGCGAGGAAGCCCACCGGAGAUACAGCGAGAUUCUCCGCGAUGUUGAGGUCAUGAUAGACGACCACAUUGCCCACCAAAACGACGCCGAGAACCCCUUCCCAUCAAAGCUCAAGCUCCUAGUCCCCAGCAUAGGGCCCUUCUUCACCCGGUUGCCUCUAGAAGCUGGCUUCAAGUUCCAGGACCGCAAACGCUACAUCUCGUCCCGCCGCUUCGUCUCGCCCUCCUUCAACGACGUCCGCCUGAUCCUCAACUCGGCCCAGAUGAUGGCCGUGACCACCUACGGCACCCUCCAGCUCGCCACCUUCGACGGCGACGUAACCCUCUACGACGACGGGCAGAGCCUCGAGCCCGACAGCCCGAUCGUCUCACGGCUGAUUGACCUCCUCCGCAAAAACGUCAAGAUCGGCAUCGUCACCGCGGCCGGCUACACGACCUCGGACAAGUACUACGCGCGCCUGCACGGCCUCCUCGACGCGCUCGCCAACACAGCCGAACUAACCCCCUCCCAAAAACAAUCCCUCAUCAUCAUGGGCGGCGAAGCCAACUACCUCUUCGCCUUCUCGCCCACCUCGCCCCACCUGCUCACGCCCAUCCCCCGCUCGCAAUGGCUCACCCCGGAGAUGGCGGCCUGGGACGAACGUGACAUCGCCGAAGUCCUCGACGUCGCCGAGGCCGCGCUGCGCGACUGCAUCAAGACGCUCAACCUGCCCGCCGUGCUGAUGCGCAAGGACCGCGCGGUGGGCAUCGUGGCGGACCCCCCCUCGGCGCGCAUCCCGCGCGAGUCGCUCGAGGAGACGGUGCUGGUGGUGCAGAAGGUGCUGGAGCUGAGCAGUGCGGGCAGGAGGGGGCGGGUGCCGUUUUGUGCGUUCAAUGGGGGCCGGGAUGUGUUUGUGGAUAUUGGGGAUAAGAGUUGGGGGGUGACGGUUUGUCAGCGCUGGUUUGGGGGUGGUGGUGGGAGUGGUGGGAAUGGGGAUGGGGGUGGUGCGGCUAUCAAGGGUGAUAAUACCCUCCAUGUCGGGGACCAGUUCCUGAGUGCGGGUGCCAACGACUUCCGGGCCCGCAGCGUGGGCACGACGGCGUGGAUUGCGAGUCCGGCUGAGACGGUGGAUCUGCUGGAUGAGUUGGCCGAGCUGAUGGGGAAGAAGAUGUCUUGAUGGGGCUGGAGGGGGUGAGCGAGUCAAGGUUGCGCGAUGAGCGGGUGUGUCCAUGUACUGUACACGAGAAUGUCACGG